Messenger RNA from Onychostoma macrolepis, 5285 nucleotides. RefSeq names its product adhesion G protein-coupled receptor G6 (gene adgrg6). Lineage: Eukaryota; Metazoa; Chordata; Actinopteri; Cypriniformes; Cyprinidae. The record is from RefSeq and is a predicted model, not a curated record. Gene Ontology annotation, molecular function: G protein-coupled receptor activity; laminin binding. Gene Ontology annotation, cellular component: membrane. The transcript is spliced from 31 exons. The coding region runs from base 319 to 4302 and encodes 1327 amino acids. Gene Ontology annotation, biological process: heart trabecula formation; adenylate cyclase-activating G protein-coupled receptor signaling pathway; myelination in peripheral nervous system.
GGGGUCUCCUCGGGAUUUCUCUCACUGAAGGGUGGGGCUCUAUCGAGAACUGCCUCCAGCGGUUGGACGAGCACAGUUUUGUCUAGUAAACUCUUGUUAACGCUUUACCCAGCAUCUGUCUGCUCGGAGAACAGGUUCAUCCAUCAAAAAUAGAUAGUGCAAUUAAUUUAAAAAUAUCUCCGGUGAUGAUAUGUGUGUGUUAAUCACUGGCGUGGCGCGUGAAAAUUGAUGGUGGGCUGCCUCUCAAAGUUCUCACAAGUUGUUCAAACAGGAGAAGAGAUAUAAUGCUUCUUCAACGAGACGAGCUUCAAUGAAAUAAUGAUUUCGUUCAUCAGUGGUAGGUGGUGGAGAUGGAAGUUCCAGAAUACUCUCACAGUUUUCCUGCUGCUGUGCUGCUUUUCCAUCUCAGUAGCACAGAGCUGCCAGAGUAGCGUCAGCUGCAAUGUGGUGCUCACCGACUCCCAGGGCUCUUUUACCUCCCCCUGCUACCCCAAUGACUACCCACCCAGUCAGGCCUGCAAGUGGACCAUACAGGCCCCGACCGGCUUUAUAGUGCAGAUCACCUUCCUAGAUUUUGAGCUCGAGGAAGCGCACGGCUGCAUCUAUGACCGCAUCGUCAUCAGCACUGGCAUGAGCGAUGCCAAAUUUUGCGGCUUAACACCCAAUGGACUAACUCUCAACUCCAGUGGCAAUGUGAUGGAGAUUUCCUUUAACUCAGACUUUAGUGUCCAAAAGAAAGGCUUCCAUAUCAGUUACAAGCAAGUGGCAGUGGCACUGAGGAACCAGAAGGUCACAAUGCCAAAAAGCAGCAAGAAUGUAGUGAGAGUGUCCAAUUCAGUCCCCAUUCCAGUUCUCACUGCGUUCACUGUGUGCUUUGAGAUCGCCCGCACGGCCCAGAAAAGUACAGAGACCAUCUUUACCUUGUCUGAUGCUGAUGGCAGAUCCAUUUUGGCAUUUGAGAAGACAGACAGAGGCAUGGAGCUGUUCAUCGACGGUUCCUACUGCUCUGUAAACGACCUGCUCACCAGCUCAGACAUCACAUCCAGCAUGACGCCCAUCUGCCUCACCUGGACCAAGUCCACCGGCCUUGUGGCAGUGUACUUUGGAGGUCACUAUCGAGCCAAAACCUGCGCAGCCUCUCAGGUUUACACCUUGCCGAGUGGGGGAAUCCUCCAGCUUGCAGGAAAGGGGUCAAGCUCGGUCAAUGUGGAUGAUCAGAAUUUGGAUGGCUUCAUGUACAAUUUCCGAUUGUGGGAUUACGCCAUGCCCUACUCCGAGCUGUCUGUCCUCACCUGUGAUGCCGAGGGAAACGUCAUUGACUGGGAUCAUCGCUUCUGGACUAUCCCAGGCAGUUACACGCAGACCGACAGCACUCUCAGCUGUAUCUGUUACCCAAAUUGCAUUCACUUAAAAGCUUCAACUAGUGGCACUGCCAUAGCAACUCUUUCCCCGGGAACCACAGGUUGUGCUUCCCCUGGACUUGGCUGCCCAGCAACAUUAACUGUUACCACCGCAUCCAUUGCCACCACUAACAUGAUUCCUACUAAUGCAACAACCCAUGCUCUUACUACUACUCUUUCAUACACAUCUACUUCUAGCAUGCCUCUAACCACAACUUCUGCUCUACUCACACCAACUACUAGCGCUAAAACAACAACUACUGCACCAACUACAUCACCUUUAAUUCAAUCUAACCCACCACCCAUCAACCCUGCUGCUGCUACUAACUCACCUCUGUCCAACCGCAAAACCAAUGAGGAUAUUUUCUACAGAAUAUCCCUAGUGGUUAUUGAUGAACAAGCAAACACCCCAGACAGGGAUGCUACGAGGAUGAUAUCUGAAUGGCUCAAUCGAACAUUUCAAAACUGGACCUACAGAGUUUAUGUUGAGAGUGUCAGUCUCCAACCUAACACUGUUCUCUCAAGGGCCACAACUAUACGACAAACCUACAUGGCUCUUCUGGUGUAUAAGAAUACCACUGAUGCAAGUCUGGCAGAAGCAGAGAUUGAGAACAUAUUGAGAAAAGACCCUGCAAUUGGAAAUGGCUUGAUAUUGGACAGUGUGACCGUGAACUUAAUGGAAAACUGCCAGGCCGAGGAUUUCCCAUUCCACUACAGAUGGCCAGAGAGCAGACCCACUGUCACCCAGUAUGUCCCCUGUUUCCCUUACAAAGAGCAAAACGCAUCCAGGACUUGCAUGAUUAGCCAGUAUAAUUAUACAUCAUAUUGGGCCUUCCCGGACCGUGGAAACUGCACUAAUAUAACAAGCAUUUCAGUUUCACAAGAAAAUGCAAUGGAAGUGGCUGUGCAGCUCGCUGACAUAUCCAAUAAUGAGCUCUCUAUGGAGGAGGUGACACAGGUUGUCUUCAAGGUGAAUGAGCUUGUGAACAUAGCCAAAAUCAACGCCACCCUGGCCAGCACUGUGGUCACUAUCAUCUCCAACGUCAUGAUCACCUCAGAGGCCGCUCAAAAGGAAUCCUCAGAGACAGCUCUCAAAGCAGUGGAUAAACUUGUACAGAAGAUUGAGUUUGAUGGACCCUCACUAACCAUCACAUCCAAAUAUCUGGCUGUUGGAGUUUCUGCACUCAAUGUCAGCAAUUUUAAUGGGACCACUUUCAGUGCGUUUAUAGCCACAAACAAAAUGGACCCUCAGAUUGAUUUUGAGUCAGAAGCCCAGAAUGCUUUGGCUGUGGUCACUCUACCUCCAACACUAUUGCAGAACUUGAGUAAUUCACAAAGAGUGUCAAGAAUAAACUUCAUGUUCUUCAGCAAGACAGGACUCUUUCAGCACUUUGGAUCAUUCAUGGAUCAACAAAGUAACGGCAUGUCCUUGAACAGCUAUGUGGUGGCUAGCAGUGUUGGCAACUUCACAAUCAAAAACCUGCAGGAUCCUGUCAAAAUAGAGAUUGCCCAUCUGGAGUACCAGAGAAAUCCAAAGCGUCUUUGUGUGUUUUGGGAUUUCAGCCUCCAAAAUGAGGAUCGCACAGGGGGCUGGAACAGUGAAGGCUGCGAGGUCAGUCCGGAGUCCAACAGCAACAGGACCGUCUGCUUGUGUAAUCACCUCACACACUUUGGCAUUCUAAUGGACAUCUCUGGAGCUUCUGCACAGAUAGAUGAGAAGAACAACAGGGUUCUCACCUUCAUUACCUACAUUGGCUGUGGCAUUUCAGCCAUUUUUUCCGCAGCAACACUUCUCACCUACAUCGCAUUUGAGAAGCUGCGGCGAGACUAUCCCUCUAAGAUCCUGAUGAAUCUCAGCACAUCACUGCUCUUCCUCAACAUGGUGUUUCUUCUGGAUGGCUGGUUGGCCUCAUACGACAUUGAGGGAUUGUGUGUGACAGUGGCUGUUUUUCUGCACUUUUUCCUUCUCACUUCCUUCACCUGGAUGGGCUUAGAAUCCAUCCACAUGUACAUUGCCUUGGUCAAGGUCUUCAACACCUACAUACGGCGAUACAUCCUCAAGUUUUGCCUGGUGGGAUGGGGUGUCCCUGCUUCAAUUGUUGGCAUUGUGUUGGCUGUGGGCAAAAAUUCUUACGGAAAAAACUAUUAUGGAAAAGGAGAGAAUGGACAGGGCACAGAAUUCUGUUGGAUUCAUAGUCCGGUGGUAUUCUACGUGACAUGCGUGGGCUACUUUUCCAUGAUCUUCCUGAUGAAUGUUGCCAUGUUCAUCGUGGUCAUGAUCCAGAUCUGCGGGCGUAACGGCAAGCGCAGCAACCGAACACUUCGAGAGGAGAUCUUACGUAACCUGCGCAGUGUGGUCAGCCUGACUUUCUUGCUGGGCAUGACCUGGGGCUUUGCUUUUUUUGCCUGGGGUCCAGUCAGCCUGGCCUUCAUGUACCUCUUCUCCAUUUUGAACUCUCUACAAGGAUUAUUCAUAUUUGUGUUCCAUUGUGCCCUGAAAGAAAAUGUACAGAAGCAAUGGAGGAGGUACUUGUGCUGUGGAAAGUUCCGCUUGGCAGAUAACUCAGACUGGAGUAAGACUGCCACUAAUAAUACCAAGAAAGUGAGUUCCGAUAACCUGGGAAAAUCCCUCUCCUCCAGUUCGUUUGGCUCCACUACAGCCAACUGGACGUCUAAAGCCAAAGCCACACUAAACCCCUUUGCCAGGCACAGUAAUACAGGUAAAAGUUUCUCCAAUCAGAGCAGUCCCAAAUGCAGCCCUUCUGACGGAGAGGCUUCCUCGUCCAUCCUCCCCGUCCACCAGGUCCUGGACAAGGUAAAGGGCUACUGCUCCGUGCGCUCGGACAACUUCUACAAAAACAUUAUCAUGUCAGACAGCUUUAGCAACAGCACUAAAUUCUAGUGAGAGGAGGCUGAGACGGAGGCCCGUUCUGUCCCACAGACUUACCUUGUUUGUAAAGACUACGCUACAUAUUGAGUUAACCCUCCAAGCCCUUCCACCCUUCCCUCGACUGGAGUAGAGAAACACAUAACCCUGUAGAGAGGGCAAGCUAUGAAAGUGUGGAUUUGACAUACUGUGAUAUUCAGCUUAUACUGACUAUGUGAUCUGUAAAUAUUCAUAAUAUAUUUUACUAUUUGUGCUUUUUCUAAUUUCGGUUUUGCAUAAUUUUUUUGCACAUUACUUUGGUUUUUGUUUUUGUAUAUAUAAAUGCAUAAUUGCUUGCUGCAGCAGAAAAAAAUGGGACCAAUUUACAACCAAAGACUGGCUGGCAAACAUGAGGAGUACUAGUUAGUUCCUCAGUUCGGGACUGAAAGAACAAGUACGGUUGGAGCUUGAAUUUUCAUGCUUGUGAAUUUUGCCUUGAUUUAGCUUUCUUUACCUUACGUACAUUUUCAAUGUAAAUUAGUGAACCUUUAAUACUUCUAUUUUGUCAUUAUUUAAAUGCUCUCUAUAUUAGUCUUCACAUGAUCUACUACUGAUUAACAUGUUACAGAAAAUGUUAGGGUUUUUUUUACAGUGUGUUCAUUGUUCAGUUGUUUCAGUGCAUGCAGUUUCAUAAAACUGCUCUAAUAGAAGGGCAGGACAUCAAGAUCAGUUCUUUUGCUAUUUGAUGAUAUAAUGGAAAACAACAGCUAGGCUAUACACCAAAUCUAACACUUUCAGAUCUUCCUAUUGCUGUAGUUUAAUGACUGUUUUGACUUGGUAUUUAUUUUAAAUGCUUUUAAGAGAUUUCUAUGCUUCAUUCAAGAAAAUGUCAGCAGAGGAAAUGCUUACUGAGGGCUGUUCAGUUUGCUCUGGUCAUCAGUGUAGAUCAUCGUUGUAUAGUGGUAAUGGAUGCUUUAUGAAAAUGUGACAUCCUGCAUAUUAAAUGCACUUAAAACAGA